AUGAGAUUAGAAAACUGGCCGAUUGUCGAAAUGUUCCGGUCGCGGCCCGGCGUGCCCAACUGGCCCAAGUUUGGUCUGUUUGCCGUCGGCGUCAUCGGAUCGGCAUAUCUGGGAUACCGCUAUGCCACUCCUUCCGAAGAAGAUAUUGUGCGACGAAUGAACCCCGAGUUGCGAGAGCGAUACAUGCUGGAGCGAGAUGCUCGGCAGGAGUAUUUCAACGAGUUUGUCAAGGAGGCCAUUGCCCAGUCCAAGACCAACGAGCCCAUCUGGAAGGUUGGGCCCAUGGCUUCCAAGCCCAUUGAUUUCAAUGUGGCUGUGCGAGAAAAGAUGAAGGAGAUCGAGGCUCGAAAUGACCAGGAUCGAAACGAGCGAAUCAAGAACGAGCUGGCUGCCAUCGCCAAGAAGGAGGAAGAGGAAAAGAACAAGAAGGGAUGGUGGUAG
Yarrowia lipolytica CLIB122 is the source of this 441-nucleotide messenger RNA. RefSeq lists its product as uncharacterized. Gene Ontology annotation, biological process: mitochondrial respiratory chain complex III assembly. The record is from RefSeq and is a predicted model, not a curated record. Lineage: Eukaryota; Fungi; Ascomycota; Dipodascomycetes; Dipodascales. Gene Ontology annotation, cellular component: mitochondrial membrane.